AUGGGUGAUGAUGCCCCCGUUGGACAAGGUGAUAUGCAGCUGCUAGCUGCCAUGGGAUACAAGCAGGAGCUUCGGCGACAUUACUCGACCGUCCAGGUCUUCGCGAUUGCCUUCAGUAUCAUGGGCCUGCUGCCAUCCAUUGCGUCUACCCUGUCGUACUCAGUCCCUGCAGGUCCGGUGGGCAUGGUCUGGGUAUGGAUGUAUCUGUUUGCCGCUACGUGCAGAUGGUUUGCGGCCAGCGUGUUUAUCUUCAUUGUCGCCUUAGCGAUGGCCGAUCUCGCAUCCGCAAUGCCUACGGCCGGUGGCCUGUAUUUUUGGACACACUACUUCAGUGGGGAGAAGUGGAAGAACCCGCUGAGCUUCGUUGUCGGAUACAGCAACAGUAUCGGUCUUAUCGGUGGCGUCUGCUCCAUUGACUACGGAUUUGCGACCAUGCUCCUGUCUAUCAUCUCCAUCGCGCGAGACGGCAACUGGACCGCCUCGCGCCCCGUCCUCUACGGUACCUACGUCGCCUGCGUCGUUGUCCACGGCUUUAUCGCCAUUUUCUGCGCACGUAUCAUGCCCAAGAUCCAGUCCGCCUGCAUAUUCAGUAAUAUCGGCCUUGUUCUGGCCACGGCCCUUGCUCUACCCAUUGGGAAGGCCGUGCGCGGAGGGCAGAUCAAUUCGGGGGAUUACAUAUUCGGCCACUCAGAGAACCUCACUACCUGGCCGCAGGGCUGGACCUUCAUGCUCGCAUGGUUGUCCCCCAUCUGGACGAUCGGCGCAUUCGAUUCCUGCGUCCACAUGAGCGAGGAAGCCAGCCACGCCGCGCGCGCUGUGCCACUCGGUAUCAUCUGGUCCGCGGGGCUCUGCGGGCUGUUAGGGUUCAUCUCCCUGGCCAUCAUCGCUGCAGUCAUCGACCCUGAUCUCAAUGCCGUGCUGAACUCAAGUUUCGGCCAGCCAAUGGCUCAGAUCUACUACGACGCCCUCGGGAAAAGCGGCGCCCUCGGCUUCAUGGUCGUCGUUGCCGUCGUCCAGUUCUUCAUGGGUCUAAGUCUCGUUGUCGCCGCUUCCCGCCAAAGCUGGGCCUUCUCGCGUGACGGGGCCCUCCCCUUCUCCUCCUUCUUUCGCCACGUUAGUAAACGCAUCCGCUUCCAGCCCGUUCGCAUGGUGUGCGCCGUCGUCGUUAUCUCCAUCAUCCUGGGCCUCCUCUCGCUCAUCGACAACGCCGCUGCCAGCGCCCUCUUCUCGCUUGCCGUUGCCGGCAACGAUCUUGCCUGGCUGGUCCCCAUCCUGUGCCGGCUCAUCUGGGGCAAAGAUCGCUUUCGGCCCGGCGAGUUCUAUACUGGCUGGCUAAGUAAGCCCAUCGCCAUCACUGCCGUCGUCUAUCUGGCGUUUGUCAUUAUUUUGAGUAUGUUUCCGACUGAGGGGCCGAAUCCAUCGCCCCAGGAUAUGAACUACACUGUUGUGAUCAAUGGGUCGCUGUGGCUAGGCGCCAUGCUGUAUUAUGUGGUCUAUGCCCGAAAGGUCUACAAGGGCCCGCAGAUGACGGUAGGAGAAUCUCCAGGUAGCUUGUCAGAGACCGAGAUUGGCGCGAGGGUGCCGGAUGAGAAGUAG
Aspergillus heteromorphus CBS 117.55 is the source of this 1596-nucleotide messenger RNA. Its product is annotated as putative GABA permease. The record is from RefSeq and is a predicted model, not a curated record. NCBI's taxonomy places the organism in Eukaryota, Fungi, Ascomycota, Eurotiomycetes, Eurotiales, Aspergillaceae. Gene Ontology annotation, cellular component: membrane. Gene Ontology annotation, molecular function: transmembrane transporter activity. The transcript is spliced from 8 exons. Gene Ontology annotation, biological process: transmembrane transport. The coding region runs from base 1 to 1596 and encodes 531 amino acids.